AUUUCGAUAUUGACUUCUCGUCGUCGUUUUUCUGCUGGAACUGGCGCAAGGGCUACUUACAUGGAAAGUUACGUAUGUACCACACUCUGUCGAUUUGAACUUGUUUCUGUUCCUCAUCACUAGCAGGUCUUUCUAAAUCAAGUAUCCGUUAGUCUUCCCGGUCGGGGUCUCUCAGAAUAGUUGUAGUAAACUCAGAAGCCCAUCAUGAAGUUUUCACAUUCCUUGUUGUUUUCUACGGUUCCUGAAUGGCAAUCCUAUUACGUCUCUUACGAUUCAUUGAAAGCAACGAUCUAUAAAAUCGAAAAGGAUCAAGCAUCAUCCCACCAAUCAAGCCUCCGACUCUCAAGCCAACCCUCCUCACAUCCAUCCCGACGUGAACCAGCUCAAUCUGAUUCUUCUAACAACGAAUUACAAGAUCACGAGAAUAACGAGUCAACUGGCUUACUACAGAACCACGACGGAUCACCCGAACAAGCUACCUCAAUCAUCGAACUCCAACCCAAUCCUCUCAAUCUCACCCCUUCUGAUCGGAUCUUCCUCGAAUUAUUAUCCCAAGAACUCGCAAAAGUCGAAGAGUUUUACCAGUCAAAACAACAAGAACUGUUUGAUGAACUCAACGGGCUGAUCAACGAGAUCGAGACGAUCGAGAAGCAAGGCAUGCAACUGAUCCAAGACAGCUUCAAUCAAUCAGCUCGGUCGACUGACGAGGCCAUCGAUGAUGAGGACGACGAUGAGGAUGACGAGGAGGAGGAAGAUAACGGCCGAGGCGAGGAAGGAACAUCGAAUCAGCCCCGUCGUGUCUCGCCCUCAACCAAGCGACAACAGUUGUUGAAAUCGGCCUCAAUCUUCGGAAUCUUACCCAUCCUCGGUUUCUCUUCCAAAGCUAGUCGGCCGACUCGCUCCACCUCGUUAAGUCGCUCGCGGGGCUCAUCGAAGAAUCCGACUCCGCACCGGGUCACGAAGAAUCAGAAUGCGCAUCUGAUCGAUGUGAAUCCGUCUACCUCUGUCACAGUCACCAAACCCACGUCGCCGACUUCCCCUUUAGCUCCUCAAUUUGCACCCCGUGCAUCUCUAUCCCUUGACGUCAGCACUCGUGCCAUCCAAGCUGACACAUCUCAACAUCGCUCCGCUAUCUCCAAAUGGCUCCCUCACUCGCCAAAAACCUCUAGAAGCUUGUCUCUUGGCUCUCAAACCGCUCACAGACGCCCCUCGCAGAACGUCCCUGCUCCAAACUUAUCCGAGUUUUGGAUGUCCAACGUCGAAUUCAUCCAUGAUUCUCGGGUGUUCUUCAAGAGACGAAUCACCCAAUUGUUUGUCAACUUGAACUCGUUGAAAACUUACAUCGAUUUGAACUUUACCGCGUUCCGAAAGAUCCUCAAAAAGUAUGACAAGGUUUUCGGAAGCUCACUCUCGUCUCACUUCUUGGAGGAAUGUUUACUCCAUCAAUCGAAAGCAUUCAAUCCUACCACGAUCUCUCAACUACAAGCCCAUCUGGACUCAUUGUUCCCGAUCUAUGCUCGUCUGAUCACUCAAGGGGAUGAAGAGAUGGCCCGAAAACAGUUGAACGCCCAUCUCAGAGAACAAGUGGUCUGGGAACGUAAUACGAUCUGGAGGGAUAUGAUUGGAAUGGAGCGUAAGGGAUGGGCGAAUUCGAGCAGGACAGUGAUCGACAAGCCGUUUGCGAGAACUAAUACUGGUAGUCUUGAUCCUACCCAAGCCUUGACCGCCAUCCCGCCGAAACCUAUGGGCUUUCAAGAGGCAUUCAAGAACUUGUUCAAGUUAGAAUUCUGGACCAAGAUUCUGUUCAACCCGUCCGUAUUCUGGUGUCUAGUAGCUACGUGCGGGUUCAUCCUGAGCAUGAAAUAUUCCAAUUUCAAAUCGGAACCCGAGCGGAACUGUCUGGCGAUGUUGGUGUUUGUGGUGGUUUUAUGGACCUCAGAAGCGCUCCCGUUAUUUGUGACAGGGAUGUUUGUGCCUCUAUUAGUGAUUGUGUUGCGGGUGAUUAGAGACAAGACUCGGGACAAUGAGCGGAUGGAUUCGAGCCAUGCGGCCGUCUUCGUGAUCGGGCAGAUGUUCAAUCCGACCAUCGUCCUCUUGCUCGGCGCUUUCACUUUGGCCGCCGUCCUCUCCAAACACAAUAUCGAUAAAGUCAUGGCAGCUAAAUUGCUUAGUCUUGCUGGCACCAAACCCAGGGCCGUCUUGUUUGCGUAUAUGGCUGUCACCUGCUUUGCUUCCAUGUGGAUCAGUAAUGUUGCAGCCCCAGUUCUCAGUUAUUCUCUUGCUCAGCCUAUAUUAAGAACAAUUCCAACUCGAUCACCAUACACAAGAUCUCUCAUCUUGGGUAUUGCAUUGGCGGCGGACAUCGGCGGGCAAGCCUCUCCAAUCGCCUCCCCGCAAAAUCUGAUUGCGCUUUCAUACAUGAGCCCGCCACCGUCCUGGAUAGUCUGGUUUUCGAUCGGGAUCCCGAUCUCUGCCUUGACGAUUAUUACCACCUGGGCCAUCCUAACAUGGUCGUAUGAGCGUGAAUUUAGUUACUCGAAAGGGACAUUUGAUUUGGAGGAAGAAGAUCCUGAAUUGCACCUUCUCGCCCCUCGCUCUAAGAAUAAUGAACCCAUCCUGUACAUCAAACCGAUCCCUAAUCCUAAGGACUCUUUCUCCCUUUCCCAAUGGUUCAUCUUGCUCGUCUCCUUCCUCACCAUCCUCCUCUGGUGCUUCGAAAAUCUCUUCCAUGGUUACUUCGGUGAUAUGGGCGUCAUUGCUUUGCUUCCCAUGAUCAUCUUUUUUGGGUCUGGUCUAUUGCGCAAAUCGGAUUUCGACAAUUUCCCAUGGUCAAUAGUCUUUUUAGCGAUGAGUGGAAUUGCGCUAGGAAAAUCGGUGUUGUCGUCAGGCUUACUAGACGACAUGGACGUGCUGAUCGAGCGGGGUUUGAAAGGCUUAAGUCUCUGGCCGAUCACCAUCCUCUUUGGGUUCCUGGUCUUGAUCAUCUCGACCUUCAUCAGCCACACCGUCGCGAGCGUCUUGUUGAUCCCCAUUGCAUUCGAAAUCGGGAACUCUAUGGAGGUCAAUCAUGCGCGAUUGUUGAUCUUCUUGACUACUUUUAUUUGUUCUACUGGCAUGGGCUUGCCCGUCUCUUCCUUUCCUAACCAGACUGCGGUUAACUUGGAAGACGAGUUUGGGACUCGCUAUUUGAGCUCGAAAGAUUUCCUCAAAUUCGGACUGCUUUCGAGCUUUUUCGGGUUUUCGAUCAUCUUGACUAUCGGCUUUAUGAUCCUUCUAGUCUUCGGUUAUUAAUCAUUCUUGCCCCCCCCCCCCCC
Molecule: messenger RNA, 3314 nt
Organism: Puccinia graminis f. sp. tritici CRL 75-36-700-3
Lineage: Eukaryota; Fungi; Basidiomycota; Pucciniomycetes; Pucciniales; Pucciniaceae
Exons: 6
Coding region: 205-3291 (1028 amino acids)
Biological process (GO): phosphate ion transport; polyphosphate metabolic process; monoatomic anion transmembrane transport
Cellular component (GO): membrane
Molecular function (GO): phosphate transmembrane transporter activity
Source: RefSeq, a predicted model, not a curated record